UAGUCACUACUUGUUCACGAGGGACAUACCCCAUCAAAGACAUCUUUACAGCUUUCUUUUCCCUCAGAUUUGGGUGUUUCAACUGUUUCUCCUGUCUCUUAGACAAGUGGUCUUUUGGGACAGUUCAAGAUUCUUCAAUUAAAAAGCAUAAACAUUUAAACCUACUCCAGGAAUCUUCCGAGAAUCUGACGUCUUUAUGUUGCUUCACUGAUUUGAGAAAAUGGAAAACAAUUCUCUUCCAAUGGAUUCGGCUAUGGAUUCUUCGUUCAUGGAUGGAUUACUUCUAGAUGGUUGCUGGUUAGAGACAACAGAUGCAUCAGAAUUUCUUCAUUUUAGUCCAUCAACCUCCGUAACACCUUUUGAUCCUUCUUCCCUCAUGUGGUCUCCAACGCAAGACACAGCAAUCUGUUCGUCUAGCUUAUCACAGAUGUACGGUCAGGAUUGUGCAGAAAGAUCGAGUCUUGAGGACCAUCAUCAACAAGGGAAGGAUCUAUCUAGCCUUAACAGAAGGUGGUGGAUUGGACCAACUGGUCAUGGCUCUUCGGUUAUGGAGAGAUUGGUUCAAGCAGUGAAACACAUCAAAGAUUUCACAAGUGAGAGAGGCUCUCUUAUACAGUUGUGGGUGCCUGUGGAUAGAGGCGGUAAGCGAGUUUUAACCACAAAGGAACAACCUUUUAGCCAUGACCCAAUGUGCCAAAGAUUGGCUCAUUACAGAGAGAUCUCUGUGAAUUAUCACUUCUCUACUGAACAGGAGGAUUCAAAUUCCAACUCCAAGGACUUGGUUGGUUUGCCUGGAAGAGUUUUCUUGGGGCAGGUUCCUGAAUGGACUCCUGAUGUGAGGUUUUUCAAGAACGAGGAGUAUCCGAGAGUCCAACAUGCUCAAGACUGCGAUGUCCGAGGCACACUAGCUAUUCCUGUGUUUGAACAAGGUAGUAAGAUUUGCUUAGGUGUUAUUGAGGUUGUAAUGACCACACAAAUGGUUAAACUGAGCCCUGAGCUUGAAAGCAUCUGCAGAGCUCUUCAGGCAGUUGAUCUUAGGAGCACACAAGUUCCGAUCUCGCCUUCUCUUAAGGGACCUGACUUCUCCUACCAAGCUGCAUUACCUGAAAUCAGAAACCUCUUGAGAUGUGCUUGCGAGACGCAUAAACUACCAUUAGCUCAAACAUGGGUCUCUUGUCUGAAACAAAGCAAAACCGGGUGUCGUCACAGUGAUGAGAACUAUAUCCAUUGUGUAUCCACAAUCGAUGAUGCUUGCUAUGUAGGUGAUCCUACAGUCCGGGAAUUCCACGAAGCUUGCUCUGAGCAUCAUCUCUUGAAAGGUCAAGGAGUUGUUGGAGAAGCCUUUUUGACCAAUGGUCCUUGCUUUUCAUCUGAUGUCUCUAGCUACAAGAAAUCUGAGUAUCCUCUCGCUCACCACGCAACUAUGUUUGGCUUACAUGGCACAGUCGCGAUACGCUUACGCUGCAUCCACACGGGCUCAGCUGAUUUCGUAUUGGAGUUCUUUCUGCCUAAAAAUUGCCGUGAUGUUGAGGAACAGAGGAAAAUGUUGAAUGCUCUGUCGACUAUAAUGGCGCACGUACCUAAAAGCUUGAGGACAGUCACGGAGAAGGAACUAGAAGUAGAGGGAGAUUCAAUGGCGAGCGAGGUCAUCGAAAGAGCAGAGACAUUGCCAAAGAUAGAGAACAUAUCAGAAGUACAUCAAAGUAAUGCUGUUCCUAAAAACGUAGGAUUGGUAUUUGAUGGUGGAACAUCAGAGAUAGGCGAGCUAGGCUUUGACUAUGGCAAAGGUUUGAGUGUAAAUGAGAACAGCAAUUUCUCUAGUGCUAGUGGUGGUUUCAGUAGAAUGACUGAGAGAAAGCGAACAAAAGCCGAAAAAAACAUAACUUUGGAUGUUCUUCGACAGUAUUUUGCAGGGAGUCUCAAAGAUGCUGCCAAGAGUAUUGGUGUUUGUCCAACGACAUUAAAGAGAAUAUGCAGACAGCAUGGGAUACAGAGAUGGCCAUCAAGAAAGAUCAAGAAAGUUGGCCAUUCGCUUCAGAAAAUCCAACGGGUGAUUGACUCGGUUCAAGGUGUUUCGGGUCAUCAUCUUCCUAUAGGCUCCUUCUAUGCGAAUUUCCCAAAUCUAGCUUCUUCACAUGAAGCAUCAUCAUUACAACAACAAUCCAAUAAGACGACAUUCUUGUCUUCUUCACAUUCACUGCCUGCAAAAUCCCCUGCAUCCUCGUGUAGCCACAGCUCGAGCUGUUCCAGUGAAACACAAGUAAACAAGGAAGAUCCUACGAAUAAGACUAGAGAAGAUACAAUGAAACUCUCAAGAUCUUUUAAGGAAACGCGAGCCACGCAGUUAUCACCAUCAACAUCAUCACAAGACGAUGAUUUUCUGAGGAUAAAGGUAAGCUAUGAGGAGGAGAAGAUACGGUUCAGGAUGCGAAACUCGCGUAGCUUAAAAGAUCUAUUGUGGGAAAUAGCGAAACGGUUUGGUAUAGAAGAUGUGAGCAGAUACGAUCUGAAAUACUUAGAUGAAGACAAUGAAUGGGUUUUGUUGAGAUGUGACGACGAUGUAGAGGAAUGUGUAGAUGUUUGCAGAUCUUUCCCGGGACAAACGAUUAAGCUUUUGCUUCAGCUCUCUUCUCAACAUUUACCAGAACGUUCUUCUGUCAGUGGAUGCCUUUCAUGA
This is a messenger RNA of Eutrema salsugineum, 2677 nucleotides long. RefSeq names its product protein NLP5. Lineage: Eukaryota; Viridiplantae; Streptophyta; Magnoliopsida; Brassicales; Brassicaceae. Gene Ontology annotation, molecular function: DNA-binding transcription factor activity; protein binding. The coding region runs from base 221 to 2677 and encodes 818 amino acids. The record is from RefSeq and is a predicted model, not a curated record. The transcript has 5 exons.